Messenger RNA from Seriola aureovittata, 5042 nucleotides. RefSeq names its product purine-rich element binding protein Aa (gene puraa). Gene Ontology annotation, cellular component: nucleus. Gene Ontology annotation, molecular function: DNA-binding transcription factor activity, RNA polymerase II-specific; RNA polymerase II transcription regulatory region sequence-specific DNA binding; purine-rich negative regulatory element binding. Gene Ontology annotation, biological process: regulation of transcription by RNA polymerase II. Bases 1106 to 1963 code for a protein of 285 amino acids. The transcript has 2 exons. The record is from RefSeq and is a predicted model, not a curated record. NCBI's taxonomy places the organism in Eukaryota, Metazoa, Chordata, Actinopteri, Carangiformes, Carangidae.
CUUUAGUAUUCUAUUGAACUCCACUAAGGCCUUCAAACAGCCUUUAAGAUGCAUACACUUUUAUUUCUUAGUAAUUCUGUCAAUGUGAUAUAUUUCUUUUCCUUUAUGAAUAAAAAUAAAAUAACAUUUUGCAUGUUGAAACAAAAAAAUGUCACAAAUCAAGUUAAAUAAUUGGCCCAUCCAUCAUUAGUACAAUAACUGACUUGUUUUAAAGCUAAGUAAAAUUUUGAAGAUGAUUGCUCAGUCUUUUAAGAUGAACAUUUGUUAAUUGAAUAACGAAUAUUGACUGAAAGAGUUGUAAAUGACCGUCCAAUCUAAACAGAGUUAAGCUGAUGGUCAUCCCGUUUAAGCUACAGCAACUUUAAACGCUUACACACAUUCACACACACUAAUAAUCUUCAAGCUAUCCCCACCUAGAUAUAUAGCCUAGUUGCGGCCCGAUGUAGGUCUAGUAAGGUGUUUCACAACGCUGAAAAUAUAUCUAAAAUUCUCAUAUAUUAAUGUAGACCUUUUAUGGCAUUCUCUCAUUAAUUUUUUUAUUUGACUUUUCUGACUGCAUUUAUUACCCCCAUCAGCGUGUGAAGGAAUGACUGAAUUACAAGAAACGUCUUUCAGUUUUUCACAUGCAUACAAACUGCUGGUUUAAUGACUCACAUAAAAGUCUUCUUCCACUUCUUUCUGCAAUUUAAAAAAUAGAACAAUAGCUUAAUUUAUCAUUUUCUUAUAGUAUAGACCAUAAUUUCCCAGAAACGCUAUUUAUUUGAAAGAAGUAUUAAAACGCUCAGACAUGGUGUGUGAUGUGCAGGGCUUCAUACAUAGCAACAGGAAAUAGACGCAAACGAAUUUGGGCUAUAUGUUAAAAGUUGUGCUAGAUUUAAAAUAUAUAGGCCAUAGCCUGUGCUUUGAGUGAAAGGUCUGCGCAAUCAAAUUUGUUUCCAGAUGGACCAGAAGGAAGAUUUAUUACUGUGGAUAAAGUAGCCUAUCGCCAGCACGGGGACAGUAUUUGCACAAGUGAUCAAUAACAGAUCUCGCGAGAGCUCCGGCGUUGGCUGUGGCUGGCCGUGGCUUUGCAGCAGACAGAGGGAGAAGGCAGGCAGGCAGCAUCAUGGCGGACAGAGACAGUGGAAGUGAGCAGGGAGGAGCAGCCACGGGCCCAGGCUUCGGUUCCAUGCACCUAGCGACAGGAGGGGCGGGCUCGGCUUCCGGGCUCCAGCAUGAGACACAAGAGCUAGCGUCGAAGCGAGUUGACAUCCAAAACAAACGCUUCUAUUUGGACGUUAAGCAGAACGCGAAAGGCCGCUUCUUAAAGAUAGCAGAAGUCGGGGCCGGUGGAAACAAGAGCCGCCUCACUCUCUCCAUGUCUGUGGCGGUCGAGUUCCGUGACUACUUGGGGGACUUCAUCGAACAUUAUGCCCAGUUGGGUCCAAGCAACCCGGGAAUGGUACAAGACGAGCCUAGGCGAGCACUCAAAAGCGAGUUCUUGGUCCGAGAAAAUCGGAAAUACUACAUGGAUCUGAAAGAGAACCAGAGGGGACGGUUUCUGAGGAUUCGACAGACCGUUAACCGGGGGCCCGGUUUGGGAUCCACGCAAGGCCAGACGAUUGCACUGCCUGCCCAGGGACUUAUUGAGUUUCGUGACGCUUUGGCUAAACUUAUUGACGAUUACGGUGUAGAGGACGAACCUGCAGAGUUGCCCGAAGGGUCAUCAUUGACUGUGGACAACAAACGGUUUUUCUUCGACGUCGGAUCCAAUAAGUAUGGUGUGUUCAUGAGGGUAAGCGAGGUGAAGCCAACGUACCGCAACUCAAUUACGGUGCCCUACAAAGUGUGGUCCAAAUUUGGGAAUACUUUCUGUAAAUAUGCCGAGGAGAUGAAGAAGAUCCAGGAGAAACAGCGGGAGAAAAGGGCAUGCGAGCUGCAGCAACAAGAGGAGAUGCAGGCGGACGAUGGAGACGAGGAUUGAUAUAGAGAGCAAAAACAUGCAAGAGUAAUGAAAAUAACAAGAGAAAUAUAAUUAAAACUCUACUGUAUAAAGAAAGAAAUCUAAAGAUUUAACUGUAAUGGUUUAACUCCAAGGGAGCAUCACCCACAAUAUAAGAAACCUCCACAACCUGACAGUUAUGACAUGUUGUCACUCAUCGCUGGAUGUUACCCCACUUAUCCACCAUUAAUACAGUUAACAGGCUGCUAAACAAAGUAAUAACAUUAUAUUUGAACAUUGUUUCCUACUUGACAAACAAUAUUGAACUGAGUGUUUAUUUCCCUUAUUAACAGAAAACUUUUGUACCAGUUAAAGCUAUUGUAAAAAAGUGUUUGCAAUGUUCAAAUGGAAUUAUUGCCGAGUUCCGAUGAAAAAACGUUUCCUUUUCAUGUGAGCUAAUGACUUCAGCACAAAUCAGAUAUUUUAAUUUUUAAACCAAAAUUCAAAAACUUUGUAAAAGGUUGUCACAUGUACUUGCCAUCCUAUUUACCUUUACCUGUGAGUAGAGAUGUGUUUACACAUAAAUCAUAUGAGGGCUAGGCCUGCUUCGGAAACUGGUUAGAUGUCAUGCAGUAUAAAAAGGAAUAUAGGCAUUUUUCAUGAAAUGAAAUAAGUGCUCUAUUUGUUGUGCAAUAUGCAUUGCAUAAAAAUCAAAUAUAUAUUGAACUGGUCAAUGGAUCUUGACAUGAUGACAUUUGCCAGAGGCAUUCAAAGAAAUAUUAAUAUUGUAAUUUUUUUUUUCAGUUGAAAUUGUUGCCAUGCAGAUGGAUAUAUUAUAGACUACCUUUGUGUCUCGUUGUUAAUGCAAUGUGUUCAUUUUAAAGGUACUAAAUGUGUAUUUGAUAGAGGAAAUGCAGUGACAACAUGUAGCAAAUGGCCUGAUUUGCAGAUUACUUUACAAGAGAAACACCCCACACAUACUGUGUUGAUUGGCUCAGUGGUCUGAAAAGAAGAGGCAAAAUUCAGCAGAGCUUCAUUGGUUACUACACCUGAAACAGAACAACAUUUUAUGAUCUUGUUCAGUCAUAAAAAUCUAAAUGGUGCCAAGGAGUGCUGUUGCUGCAUGUUAAUCUGCACUAAGAUUUCGUUGGUCUCCCAAAAUAUUGGCUCAAGGACCCUCCUAUAUGUAUCUUUAUCUGCCUAUAUUGUGCAAAUCUCAAGUUUGAGUACUGAGUGAUUCCAUCCAAGGCUUGGUGUAUUUGUAGUGGAAGUUGCUUUCAGAGCGCGAUUGUAAAAGGAGCGAUCUUGUGAACUGUAAUUACAAUAUCACCAUCACACUAUGAGGAGGGACACUGAGGAGCACUGCUGGAUAAGCCAAGGUGAAGAAAGUUCAAUUCACCUGUUGAUGAACCGCCAGUUGUGUCAAUGGAUGUGCCCAUCCCUACAAGUUAAAGAUCUGAAGGUGUGAAGUUCAGUGGGGCUACUUUGGAUACAUACUCAUAGCUCUACUUUAUAUUUGUAAGCCCAAAUAUCUACCUGGGGUGAUGAGAUUCUGUUUUGGUCUAAUUGUAAAUAUUUGGGCUGCCACACGGAAAACAACUGGUUCUAGUCCAGUUCAGUCGCAUCUCAUAGAUGUGUGAUAGCAGUUUUAUAAACUCUGUCAGUAAACUCCAGAGAAACUGGCAACAAUCAGAUAAUGUCAGAUUUACCUCAGCAUUGAAUUAAAUGAUUGCUCCCAUGUUUAGAUUGACUGGAAACCAGCAAACUAGACUGUCCUUGACCACCUAUUUUUGGAGCCUCUGGUAAAGCCUAAAUGAUACGUGAUUGGGAGCAUCCUCUUCAGCAUAUAAACAACCUGGUGCCUUACACACUCCGCAUGCUUACACGCUGGCCUGGUGCUUUGGAUCGCAGUUUGGCUUCUUUUUGUUAUUGUUUCCUCUUUAUUUCUUCCAUUUUUGUGUCUCAGCCCCCUUGUGUGCUAGCGCACGACUCGUGGUGCUAAAAGGGUUUGUUACAAACUCUUCAGAAAAAUAGGAGCAGAAUUCUUAACUUUUUUUCUGCUACCUUCCUUCUUCCCUAACUUCAUUGCCAUCCCCAUUUCCCAGCCAUCCAGGUAUCGGCCUACAUGUAAACAUGGAAGGGGGUGGUCACCUAGAUGCAAGAUGAUGCAGAAGAGUUGGCUCUUCACUAACCAAGCACAUUAGCAGGAAGAGCAGGGGCUGAUUGGGAACAUUGGUAGUGGCCUGAAAUUAUGUAAAUUGUUGUUGGAAAGCCCCCCUUGAAAUGCUCGUUGUAUGGCUUGGGUAGUUAUGUGUAAGUUGUAAGUCGCUCAAUUAAUGGGGAGUAGCAAGCAUGUCUUGUUUUGUUUUUUGUUUUACGUAGUUUUACCUUUUCAGCAUUAUUCCACAUUAUUUGUAAUUUUGGAAUGUUUUCGCCCACAAAAAAUAUAUCUAUUUUUUCUGUGCAACAUUUCAUCACUGUGUGCAAUAUCGUAUGUGCCAAUGGUGGCAAUAUAUGUAUAUCAAUUAAAUAUAUGAUUACUAUUUGAAAGCAUGUGGCUGAAUUCCAUGUUUAUUUCUCAUGAAGGAGUUGUAUGCCUUUAUUUGCACUCAAAGCUCCAUCCUGGAGGAAAAUAUAGUAAACCAAGGUCUUAGCAGCCUGUUGGGUCAAGAAGUUCACAUAAGUACUUUAACUUGAAAUAGAACAAUGUCACUGUAAGUAUGCCUCUCCCUAGGAAAAUGGUAAACUUGGCUUAUGGGUUGUUGAAGGUAGACUAUAAACACAGUGGAGUUUUUGUGAAAAGGAAAAUUUAAGAAACAGUGAAAUCUCCAUUUUAGCUCUAAGCUAAGAAAAGGUGCUUCAGUCCAAUCCUCAUUAAGGUGUAUGGUGAACUGUCUUCAGUGGUUGUUGUGUGUAGCACUUUGCUUUCCCAGGUUAAUGAAAUGCCUGACCAAUACUUGUUUAAAAUGAUUUCAACAAAGAAUGUCGUUCUCUCUUAUGUUGCCUCUUUUUUAAAAAGAGGGUAUUUGAUUUGCUCAUUUGGUUUUGAUGCAUUAAAUAUAAUUUAUGUACAUUUGACAAAUUUUAAAAUAAAUUUAAUUUACCCAUGAGGGAAAAUCUG